Penicillium soppii is the source of this 2634-nucleotide messenger RNA. RefSeq names its product Ty1/Copia family ribonuclease HI. The coding region runs from base 1 to 2634 and encodes 877 amino acids. Lineage: Eukaryota; Fungi; Ascomycota; Eurotiomycetes; Eurotiales; Aspergillaceae. The record is from RefSeq and is a predicted model, not a curated record. The transcript has 4 exons.
AUGAAGAGAUCUCGUGAUGUUACUUUCCACAAACCUAGUGACGAGCAUGACGACGGUGAAACAGGGGCUAUAACACUUCCCCCUGGCCCUCCGAAGGCUCCCAACAAUCCUGGAAAUACAGGAAUUUAUCAAACUUCAUUCAUUGGCUCGGGCGAGCAAGCAAAACCACAGUCAACAAUUCAGCAAGACCGACCACAGGUCCGAGAAGCUACUCCGGCACAGCCUUCACAGACCAUUCUGCCAGACAGCAUCUCCAGUUACAAGACGACUCCCGGGAUCAUUCCCCGAAGAGAGAUUCGACAAAUUGAACAAGCACCGUCUUUGCACAUACCCUCGAGCACACACCUAUUCGACAGGUCCACAGCUGCUUCUCGUCCCCGGACUCGACCCACUUUGUUACGUGCGCAUGCACCUUUGCAGAGAAUUACCGAGGAGGUUAUUCAACCUCAGCGGAUGCGCGCUACAGAAGAAAGUAGCGACGAGCAACGAAGAGCUAUACUGAAUAAACGCCUAAAUCGACUACAGGAAGAUAUCGAGACCAUGAGCAAUAAAUGGCAGGAUAUACGCCAAGAAACUGAGCGCAUUGAGGAAAGGAUUUCAAACAGAUCUACAUCUAUUAAACCUACUCCUACCCCUGCUGUUGCUACUGCUCCUGCCUUACACCACACGCCAGAUAGGCCUCGCUCUCCUCAGGAAUACCGAUUUCCAUUCCCUUCACUAGAUCAGUUACGCCUUUACAGGGAAGAGAGUGAGCAAAUGUCUAUUAAGAAAGACCCAUCUCUAGUGCCACCUCCAGUGCCAGCGCCAGUCUCACCAUCAUCAUCAUCGCAUAAUCAAGUUGCUUCUGUUACCAAAGAAGUUAUCUCAGUCAGUUCUACACCAGAUCCAACCCUCCCACCCCCUUCACGACGAGUAUCACAUCGCCGAACCAAGGGAUGCCCUCCGGAGCGGUACUCCGACCCGAAUCGACCCCUCCUUUCCGUCGAGCGUGUAUCGAUUACCAGAAUGCAGAAGAAGCGACCACGACUCGAUCGUCACGAGAAAACAAGUGCGGAGGAAGGUGGUAACAACGGGGAGGAGGGUGUUGGACAGAGAUCUGCGGGAUCUGUUGAUGAUGCUGAAACCGCGCCUGCUUCCUCGAGAACUGAUUCCGAGGGACCAGCAGCCCUCGCUGUCACUGCUCCUCACGCUGCUAUGGCUCAACAAAUCGAGGAUCUGAAUACACAAAAGACAUACACUCUGGUACUCAAACCAAAACGUGCGAGCGUUCUACCUGGUAAGUGGGUGUACACUGUGAAAACAAACACCUACGGAUUUGUUAAUACCUUUAAAGCACGCUGGGUUGUGUGUGGAAAUUUCCAGCAAAAGAAAGAUGACCGGGAAGAUUGCUAUGCCCCUAUGGUCUCCGAAGCACUGAUCAAGAUCGUGCUAAGCCUUAUUGCUAUCUACAAUCUGAAAUGGAGGCAGGUUGACUUCACUGCAGCAUAUUUGAAUGCUUCCCGUGCUCAUAGAGAGGUUGUGUAUAUGCAGCAGCCCUCUGGUUUCGAAUAUCAUAACGACGAAGGAGGGAUCAAGUCCUGGGUGUGCUCCCUAGACCAAGCUUUGUAUGGUCUUAGGGAUUCUGCAUUCUUAUGGAACGAAGAGCUAGACAAGACCCUUUGUGGUAUAGGGUUCCAACCAAUGGAAGAUGACCCCUAUGUUUACAAGAAAGGUGUCGGAGCAAAGAUGACCAUUCUAAUGCUUCAUGUUGAUGAUUUCAUUAUUGCUGCUCCUUCUAAUGAAGAGAUUAACGCCGUGAUCGCUCAACUAAGCAAGCAUUACCCCCUGAAAGACCUCGGUGAACCGAAACAGUACCUUGGCUGCUUGCUGGAGCGAGACUACGACGCCGGGACUAUUCGGAUGUCCCAGAAAGCCUAUGUCCAAAAGAUCCUGCACAAAGCAGACAUGUUGCACUACAAAGGAAGGAGUAUCCCAUUACCGGUAACAUGGAACUGGUCCGAAGGCCAUAAGGAUGCAACGUCGACCCUCGAAGAUAAUGACGACUACUUAUCAGUUGUGGGAAGUCUGAACUGGUUGGUAAUACGUACGCGCCCCGAUAUCAGGUUCUAUGUUACAAAGCUACAACACAAAUCUGCGAAUACCACUAUUCACGACCAAGAAGCCAUGGUGCAGGUCCUUCGUUACCUCCGAGAGCAUCCAGAUCGUGCGAUCACACUCGGAAAGAAGAAGGAGUUACAGUUCUAUGCCUAUGCCGACGCUUCACACGGAGAUAAUCUGAACUAUAAGUCAACUGAGGGCGCAGUCUGGCUCUUUGGAGGUAGUCCAAUCCAAUGGUCAACCAGGAAACAGACUAUUAUGGCGCCGUCAACCACGGCCGCCGAAUGUUUUCCUAGAGCAAGCGAUCCGUUGGUGAUCUACACAGAUAACAUCAACACUCAGCUACUCUUAAACAAGAAGACUGGUCGCAACUCGACAAGAUGGCUUAACAUGCGAUAUUUCUUUGUGAAAGAUGCUGCUGCCAAGGGCUACAUUGACCUCGAAAGGGUUGAGAGCAAGGCUAACGUGGCGGAUGGUUUCACGAAGCCACUCGGAGAAGAAGCGUUCCCCGGAUUUAUCACACAGCUAGGGAUGUGA